This is a messenger RNA of Gasterosteus aculeatus aculeatus (three-spined stickleback), 4718 nucleotides long. RefSeq names its product family with sequence similarity 171 member A2b (gene fam171a2b). The record is from RefSeq and is a predicted model, not a curated record. Lineage: Eukaryota; Metazoa; Chordata; Actinopteri; Perciformes; Gasterosteidae.
GCCCGCGCACACGCACACGCACUCGCAGUGGAAGCUGGGAGCGCGCGAGGACUCAUGGCCGCCGAGCUGCCGCUGGAGAUGUAGUUUUCUCGCCAGGAUGCCGGCCAGCUUCAUCUGUCGCGCGCUGCUCUUCGUCUCGAUCUGCGCGGCCAAAUCUCUUCCAGACCCGAAAGCAGUCGAGGUGCAAAUCAAAGUCCAGGUGUUCGAUAACAGCGACCUGUCUCCGCUAGCCGACGCGGAGGUGGUAGUUCACGGCAACCAAACUGUCCUGGCCUCCAGCCGGGCCGGCGGCGAUGGCGUCCUGAGGGUCAGCUUCCCGUACCGCACCGGAACAUGGGUCAUCAUCACGGCCUCCAAACAAGACUACGUAACCAACUCCGUGCCUUGGCACUCCAGCCGCAUCCCCCUGUAUGCAUCGGUCAGCCUGUACCUGCUGGUCCAGAGGCCAGGAACCCUCAUUUUGUACGAUGACAUCCUGCAGGUGCUCUCCGGGUCGCCAGGAGCUCGGGACCAGCCGCUGGUGCAGCUUCAGAGGAAGUCCCUCCAGCUGCCGUCCGACUCCAACUAUACGGCGCUGUCCGCCACGCUGACCACGGCCCGGACGCAGUACGAGGUCGGCGGCUUCCCCUUCCUCCUGGGCCAAGAGACCAACAGCUCGGGGGCCGAAACGGGGUGGACGGACCUGACGGCGUUGGCCGUGGUCAGCGUUCAGCUCUUCGACAAAGACGGCGUCGCGAUCGAGGUCUCCGACCCGAUCCAGAUCUCCGUGCCGCUGCCGUCCGAUACCCGCAACCGGAUGGCCACCAGUGUGCCGGCCUGGCUGUAUCAGCCUAAGACGGGACUGUGGGUUCGCAACGGGACGGGCUACAUCAAAACGGACGGCCAGCAGUUUGUGUGGAACGUCGUGGUCCCUCAGAUGGGGUACUGGCUGGCUGCGUUCCCUUCGUCCUCAGGAUUGGGUCUGUCUCAUCCCGGCCUGAGGGACAUCACCACCUACCACACGCUGUUCCUGCUCUCCAUCCUGGGCUCGCUGGCCCUGCUGGUGCUCAUCCUGCUCUGUGUGCUGCUCUACUACUGCAGGUGUGGGGAGCGUAGGCGCAGGCGGAAGUGUUUGAAACCCCGUCGCCAACAAGGGAAAGCCCACGCGGCCAAUCUAAACGGCGCCAAGAGGGACCAGGGUACGUCCACCUCGCGGCUGAAUCUGAUCUGUGGAGGCCACGCCGAGUCCGGCCCCUCCAAUGAAAAAUCCGACAUGUCCCCAUCCCGAGACUACCAGAGUUCAAGGGAGGACCUGACCAAGCACGUUCCGGCCCACAUGCUGCGACAUGGCAAGGGAAAGAAUGCCUCCGGUCCGCAGCGUGGCGAGAGCUUCCAGAUGAAGGUUACCCGAGCCACCGAGACCAACAACCUGGACAACCCCCUGCUGCACGAGGACUACAACCGGAGCUACAGCCCCAUGGAGGGCAAAGAGUCCGAAUACCACCGACACCACAGCGCCAACGACAACCGAGGGUACUCCUCUGAUCCCCCGUCCCCGCCUCGCUUCCAAGGGUACGUGCCGAGCCAGAGCGACAAGCCCCCCGAAUACUCGGCGGCGGCCUCGGACGGCCUGGCCAGGCCCACCUCCCUCAACACCCAGGCAGGUCAGAUCAUCUUCUGUAGCUCCAUCGACCAGAUGAAGGAGAACAUGUACCGGAGCAUGGUGCCAACGCUGGUCAUCCCGGCCCACUACAUGCGCCUGCCCUCCGAGUUCUCUAAAGACGGCAAGGACCACAAAGACCAAGACAAAGACGGCGCGCAGAUGGGAGGAGGCCAGCAACACCAUCACCACCACCAGAAACAAGGCCAACAAGGAGGAUCCCAAGGCGGGUCCCAAGGGGACGACUCUGAGGACCCGAGCUGGGCGUCCGACUCCUCCGGUGGACCCAUGACCAUCCCGGUGCUCUUCAACGACUCCACCAUGGCUCAGAUGAACGGAGAACUGCAGGCCCUGACGGAGAAGAAGCUCAUGGAGCUGGGUGUUAAGCAGCACCCGAGGGCGUGGUUCAUCUCCCUGGACGGACGCAACAACGCUCACGUGCGCCACUCCUACAUAGAUGCUGGGAACGACCUCAGCGGAGGGGGCGGCGGUUUGUUCAUCGGCGGCCCCGGCAGCGCUGGCCGAGACGUCAACCUCGAGCCGCCUCUGGAGGCCCAAGAGCGCAAGUCGGCGAUCAACAGGAAGGGGAAAGAAGAGCGCUGGGGGACGGGAGGACGGAAGGGCCUCAGCGCCGGCAGCGGCGGAGGGGGGAAGUGCUACUCCAAGCUGGCGUACCCCGACCGCGGCGAGCCCGGCAGCGCCGGCGAGGGUCGCCCUGUCUCUCCCGAAGAGAACUCCCUCACCCCGCUCCUGGACGAAGGUCCUUCCUCUCGAGGGUCCACCAUCCCCAGGAAGGGACGCGGCCGCGUCAACAGCAGCCGCAGCAGCAACAACAGCGAGAACCGCCGCGACUCCAUGACCAGCCCCGAGGACGACGCCGACGACAAGGACGAGAACAAGAAGAGCCCCUGGCAGAAGAUCGAAGACCGGCCUCUCAUGGUCUUCCACCCCAGGAAGUGAGACUUCUGGACUCACUGAAAAACACUUUCAACGGUCUUUUCAAAGAAAGAGAUGUGGGGAUCUUUCCACGACGAGGAUUGAAGAAGAGGUUUUUCACCCGUAGAGAAAUCACAAUUAGCACAAACACGCUCUGCUGGUCCACUGGUCGGGUUGUUGUGUUGACCUUGUGUGUUGACCUUGUGUGUUUCGCACUUUCCGAUUUCUCUCGUGGUCUCACCGUUCGUUACUCGCCCCGAGAUGAUCUAUCGUAUCCGGUUUAUUGUGAACUCUAUCACCCAUCACACCACCGAGCCGUCGUCCGAGCCAUUACACUGACUGUGGAAAUAGCCAUUUUAUAGAGCAGAAUAUGAGAACAAAGCACUUACAAAAAAUGUGAUUUAUACAAAGUAUUUGGAAGUGGAUGACCUUUCUAUGGGACUGAAGGGUGAACCCGUAAACCGACGCUCACAUAGAUGGUAGAAGACGCGCGCCAGUGUGACAACUCCACUGCCCCGAAGCUUUAACCACAAUAAGUUUUCUUAAAGGAAACGGCUUCUCGAGGCUUGAAUACGUGAUUAUUCCUCCUCUGCCCCCAUAGACUGAUCGCAAUCCACAAAAUCAGCGUGCGACCUGCGACUUGCUCCUUCUGGGACGCUCUUCCUCCCGUGCUGUGUUCAUGUGUUCCGAUUACUUAAUCACAGUGCUGAUUUGUUUUUAGGAGUCGCUCCGUCAUCAUCCCCUCUGUCACCGACUUGUUGCCAAAACGUAGACUUCUCUGCCUUUUCAUUCUCCUCUCGGCCGUUUUAGUCGACUUCUGUCGUGUAAAUAGAUCUCCUGGACGUUUGAAGGAUUGUUCUGGUUUAGAAAAUGGUUUUGCAUGCAUUUGAAUGUAUGAAAGAAACAGAAGGCAUCUAACCUCCCACACAUAUAUACACAGAGUCCUCCCCUAAUUGCCAAGAAAUCGUGAGUGAGCCUCUACAGCCAAAACACCACUUUACUUGAAGACCUGUUUGAGAUUCCACUGAGAUCCACGGGAGGGUUGGAGGGGGGGAGUUCUCACAAGGCCUGCACCACUACUCUCCUGUAAGUGCCUUCUUUCACAUAGGAUCGAGUGAUAGGCAUGCAGGUCCCUCUUUAAGAUGCGGCCCGGCAUCACCAGUAAGCACACUGCAUUGUGGGAGCAACAACACGCGACACUCUGGGGGGGGGGCACCUGUAAAAAAAAAUACCUGUUUUCCUUGCAGCUGUUACGUCCUUUAAUACCUACGUUUUAUUGUAUCUAUCCUCUUUUUUCACCAGACUUGUAAAUGGAACGAUGAACUAUAUGAGAUUUUACGGUGUAAACAACGUGCAUGUAACAUGUAGAAUAGCGUGUUUUUACUGAUUUUCUUUUCUUUUUUUAUUGAUCCAGGAUGCUUGGUCACAAAAAAAAACAAUAGAACUAAAAAUGUGACGCACUGACGCGUUAAAUCGUGUUGCCAAAAAGAACUCUGAAGAUACACUGAAUUUUUCCCUUCAUCCAGCUCUGACAAAAUUCACUUCCGGUCGUAAAUGUUUACAACGACAACCACACUGACCAACGUGCUCUUUCCAUAGAUUCUAGCAACUGUGAACCCCACCGUGUCAUCACGCAGACGAAAGCAGUUUUUUCUGUUUUUGUUUAAGGCUGUAUAAACGUCACGCUGGCUUGUUGGUCUUUUUCCUCCAUUGCUAUUCAUAAGCCUCUGUCAGCUGCCUACAAAUGUGAUGUGAAGUCUGAAGAAUAAACCACGAUCAAACGAUUCCUGCUGAAUUGUCGCGUCCACUGCUGUAAAUGUAAGUUUUUUCGGGGAUCAGAUAUUUAAUUAUUAUUAUAAUGAGUUGUGCAAUUGCAGCUUUUCCUGUUUUUGUUUGACAUGAGAGAACGUGUUUUCUCACUAUAUUUGUUUUGUGAACUGACAAGAGAUUUUACACAAGAAGUAAACCACAUCGUUGGGAGUUUUGAUGGUACAAAUAGACCCGAGGGCGAGGAGGAGAGAACUGUGCUGUAGGCCUUCACCCUGUGCGGUAAAUCAUUUGCUUCAUAAACCUGGUUAGUUGUUUGUAAACUGUAAAUUGACUUUCUGUACACGAAAUAGAAAUAAAUUUGUUUCAAUGGUCA